AGUUGGGGAGUGGCACUCGCAGCUGCAGCAAAUCUCAAAAUAAAGAGGCAACGGCCUUUCUCUUCCUCUCCAUCUCCCUAUAGCACACCUUUUAUUUCUUUUCUUCUUUUUUUUAAGCCUCACGAAAGAUUUUACUUGUAGAUCAACUUUCAAAAUGUAGGAAGUCAGAAUGGGUGACAUCAUCAGAAAAAUAUGUGGAGCUGAUCACAAGAAGUGAAGAACCCAGAGCACGAAAGCGGUUGUGACUCCUGGGCCCAGGGAGUUGACAGCGUCUGGGUUUCAGAGGAGCCAGCGCCUCCGAGUUGUCUUGAAGUGAGGCUCUGCUGUAGUCCUGUUCUUCUGGCUCUAAGAUCUGAAUGUUGUGACCACUAAUUUGCUCUUUCCUGGAGAGUAACCCCAGUUUGGUCCACAAGGCUUGCUGCCCAAUCUUUGCCAACAGUUGAACCAAGACUCUGAGGCUGAUAUGCAAUGUCACUUACAACAUUAAUCAGAUACUGCAUUUAAGGUUCACAGUGUCUUCACCUGGAAUAGAUUCCACCUCAAGAAACCAGUUUCUUUGCUCAUCCAUAAGAAGCAACUCCUCAUCUGAUCAAGUUUUAUAAUAAGAUUGCAGAAAUUCAGUCUCAUCUUUAGGCUCCACUUCUAGUUCUUAUGCUAUUUCCACCACAUCUGCAGUUACUUCCUCCACUGAAGUCUUGAAUCUCUCAAAGUCAUCCAUGAGGGUUGGAACCAACAUCUUCCAAACUCCUGAUCUUGAUGUGGAAGAAAUGGAGGACUCAGAACCAAGGAUUUCCAAGUGAUUUCUUCCAAAGCACAGGAAUCUCACUCUGUUAAAGCUGGUCUGUUCUAACUGAGCUGGAUGGUCCAGGCCCUAUUUCUAUGAUCUGUUUUUUGGAACUGUUGUAUUUGUGUGACACAGUGAUGGAGCAUGAUGUCAACUCCCACAUACUGUAACCCAGGAAGGAGCAUGAUGUCAGCUCAGGAUACCGGAACCGAUAAAAACUCAGCUGGAGUACAAUGGCGCAAUCUUGGCUCACCACAACCUCCGCCUCCCGGGUUCAAGCAGUUCUUCUCUCUCAGCCUCCCGAGUAGCUGGGAUUACAGGUAUGUGCCACCAUGCCCGGCUAAUUUUGUAUUUUGAGAAGAGACGGGGUUUCACCAUGUUGGUGAGGCUGGUCAUGAACUCCCAACCUCAGGUGAUCCACCUGCCUCGGCCUCCCAAAGUGCUGGGAUUACAGGCAUGAGCCACCACGCCUGGCCCACCCCAUCCCACUUUAUUAGCUGGGAAGUGGAGUCAUCUGUUCUUCCCCAGGCUCUCACUCUGUCUGGGGUGGAUAGCUACUUUUUACCUGGACCACUGUGAUGGCCUAUUGGUCUCCUGCCUGCAGCCUGCCUCCCUCUGAGCCUUUCAGCAUACUGCAGGCUGCGUGAUUUUUUUUUAAAAAAGCUCAAAUUUCAUUAUAACUCUCAAUGGUUCCCUAUUCCCUGCAAUAUAAAAUUUAACUGUAGGGAGUCCUUUAGGGCCCUUUAUGAUCUGGUCUGACCCUUCUUUCCCAAGCUCUCUCAUUCAACAGAUACAUGCUGAGGCCUGCCAUGUGCCUGGCCCCACAUAGACGCUGUCGACUGGGCUGCACACACUACUCCUGCUACCACUCAGACUCCCUCAUUAGCCCCUGAGAACAGUACCCACUUUGAUCAUUUUUAAUUUUUUUUUUUUUUUUGCCUAUAGUGUUCCUUCUGCUUACAGCAUCCUUCCUAUACCCCUGUUUUACUUAUUUAUGGAAGUAAUCCAGGGCCUCUGUAAAUAAUUGUACUUACUCUUCUAACAUUUUAUACUUAUCUCCAGUAUAUGGCCUGCCAUCAUGGAUUCCAAUGAUUAGUUGACAGUUCUCUUUCUUCCCCUAGACUCUGGGCUCCUUGAGAGCAGAGACUUGCCUUCCUCCUGUUCAUAUCUCCAGUAUAACUCUAGCACCCAAGUACUGUGUCUGACCAUAUUAACAUAUUUGCUGGAUAAAGUUGUUAAAAGGUGUGUCAAGAAGGCAAAUCAAGGUGCUACUUAUUAACUAUGAUUUUUAAAGGCUUUCUGACACACAAAGGUAGAUAUCCCCGCUGAAAAAUGUCAUGCUUGGAUUUUGCAAAGUUAUGACAAUAUUUUAAUGACAUAUAUAAUGAUAUUUAUUGUAUAUGUUGUUCUGUUAAGUAUGACUACAAUAUUAUUCCAUGUUAAGAGUUGGCCUUUUGCUAACCAUCCUAGUUGAACAAUCUGAGAGAAGAAUCAGAACCCCACAGAAGUGGUUGGGGCUUUGUAUAUUAUAAAUCUGAGUCAGGACACCCUAGAGUGUUCAUUAGCCUGAUUUGAAAUGCCGUAUUCCGCAAAUGGAAGCAGAGCCUAAAGGGAGGUUCAGGAUGCUGUGAAGCAGAAUGUUUUGGAAGAAGCAGUAGUUUUGAACUGGAAAGACAAAAUAGAUGAUGUCAGCAUAGACCUAAGCCACCUUUUUGAAUCAUAUAGCAUGUGUUUUGUCAGAUCUGAAGCUAUCUAGUCAGGCUGAUAAAGAAUUAAAAUAACAUGUGGGCUUCCAAGAAGCCAAACAUGAUAAAAAUAUAUGAGUCAGGGGAGAAAGGAGAUCCUACAGGGGCCCAGAGCCGAGAGACUUGAAAGAAGGCAAAAGAAACAUCAGCAAAGUAUGCUAUUGAUCUGUGACCCAGUGAAGGACAGACUCCUUCACUCCGGGGUCACCCUUUCUCCCUUCAGGGGCAAAGAGGAAGUCAUAAGAUUCCAUUUCAUUUCAUUCUAGUUUUAUUUGUAGAAAUAAUCCCCCAUACUUCUAGAAAAGAUUCAUGGAAGAUUACAGUUAAAGGCAGGGUAAACAAGAGCAGAAGAACUAAUGUUAAAUAAAGAAAAUGAAACAAUAGGCACACCAGAAACCCAGGCCAAGAAUAGCUACAACAAUUGAUGAUAAAAGUUAGUUCUGAGCUUCUUUGUCUUGAGAAUUAAAACAGAAACAUGGUGAAUAUAGUGUUCUCAUUAUCUGAAUUGAAGAAUUUGUUAGUAGAAAGGUACUUUUUUCCUAUGACUGGAUACAAUAAAAGAAUUUAUCAAAUGGAUCCUUGUAUAAAGGACACUAAAUAACAUAAUAGUCACAGCUUAUAAUAGCAGCUUUACAAAAAGGUAGAGAGGUUCUUUGUGUGGCCAUCUGGUCCAUCCAACUAAAUAAAUGCCAUGAGCUAAAUGUUAUACUUUACUGCUAGGAAAACAUUGCCACUGAGAGUUAAAGAAGUAUCAUCAAACUGUAAGGCUUUCUGGAGACGUCUCUUAAUACAGAAUAGCACAGAGAGACUGGAUGAAUCUCUGAUGACAGUCAUGUCCCUUUCCAGGGACCUCAAGGACGACUUUCACAGUGACACGGUACUCUCCAUCUUAAAUGAGCAGCGCAUUCGGGGCAUUUUAUGCGAUGUCACUAUCAUUGUGGAAGAUACCAAAUUUAAAGCCCAUAGCAAUGUUCUGGCAGCUUCAAGCCUGUAUUUUAAAAAUAUCUUUUGGAGCCAUACAAUCUGUAUUUCCAGCCACGUCCUGGAGCUGGACGAUCUCAAAGCUGAAGUGUUUACUGAAAUACUUAAUUAUAUCUACAGUUCCACAGUCGUUGUCAAGAGACAGGAAACAGUCACUGAUCUCGCAGCUGCAGGAAAAAAGCUGGGAAUAUCGUUCUUGGAAGACCUUACUGAUCGCAACUUCUCAAAUUCCCCGGGUCCCUAUGUAUUCUGUAUUACUGAAAAGGGAGUGGUUAAAGAAGAAAAAAAUGAAAAAAGGCAUGAAGAACCAGCCAUCACUAAUGGGCCAAGGAUCACAAAUGCAUUUUCCAUCAUCGAAACAGAAAAUAGUAAUAACAUGUUUUCCCCGCUGGACUUGAGGGCAAGUUUCAAAAAGGUCUCCGACUCCAUGAGAACAGCUAGCCUUUGCCUGGAGAGGACGGACGUCUGCCACGAGGCAGAGCCUGUCCGCACACUUGCCGAGCACUCAUACGCUGUUUCUUCCGUAGCUGAAGCUUACAGAAGUCAGCCUGUACGUGAACAUGAUGGCAGUUCACCUGGUAACACAGGGAAAGAAAAUUGUGAAGCCCUUGCAGCGAAACCGAAAACAUGCCGGAAGCCAAAGACAUUCUCCAUACCACAGGAUUCGGAUUCAGCCACAGAAAAUAUACCACCCCCUCCAGUAUCCAACUUAGAGGUUAAUCAAGAAAGAAGUCCACAACCAGCUGCUGUUCUCACUCGUUCAAAAUCUCCAAACAAUGAAGGAGAUGUCCAUUUUUCCAGGGAAGAUGAAAAUCAAUCUUCUGAUGUUCCCGGGCCGCCAGCCGCAGAGGUUCCACCUCUGGUGUACAAUUGUAGCUGCUGUUCCAAAGCCUUUGACAGCAGCACUCUGCUCAGUGCCCACAUGCAGCUUCACAAGCCAACCCAGGAGCCUUUAGUGUGCAAGUAUUGCAACAAACAAUUCACCACCCUGAACAGGUUGGAUCGGCAUGAACAGAUCUGCAUGAGGUCAAGCCACAUGCCCAUUCCUGGAGGAAACCAACGCUUUUUAGAAAACUAUCCUACCAUUGGACAAAAUGGAGGUUCAUUCACAGGUCCAGAACCUUUAUUAUCUGAAAAUAGGAUUGGUGAAUUUUCCAGUACCGGAAGUACUUUGCCAGACACGGACCACAUGGUUAAAUUUGUUAAUGGGCAAAUGCUCUACAGUUGCGUUGUGUGCAAACGUAGUUAUGUGACCUUAUCUAGCCUCCGAAGACAUGCAAAUGUUCACUCCUGGAGAAGAACAUAUCCUUGCCAUUACUGCAACAAAGUAUUUGCAUUGGCUGAGUACAGGACAAGGCAUGAAAUUUGGCAUACGGGAGAAAGACGAUAUCAGUGCAUUUUCUGUCUUGAAACUUUCAUGACCUACUAUAUACUCAAAAAUCAUCAGAAGUCUUUCCAUGCCAUCGAUCAUAGACUUUCCAUCAGUAAAAAAACAGCAAAUGGAGGCUUGAAGCCUAGUGUCUAUCCGUAUAAACUUUAUAGGCUACUGCCUAUGAAAUGCAAGAGAGCCCCUUAUAAGAGCUACCGAAAUUCUUCCUAUGAAAAUGCACGAGAAAACAGUCAAAUGAAUGAGUCUGCACCUGGUACCUAUGUUGUUCAGAAUCCACACAGCUCUGAAUUACCAACGCUGAAUUUCCAAGAUACUGUAAACACCCUGACCAACAGUCCAGCCAUCCCAUUGGAAACAUCUGCAUGUCAGGACAUACCCACUUCUGCCAAUGUACAAAAUGCAGAGGGUACCAAAUGGGGAGAGGAGGCAUUGAAAAUGGAUCUUGACAAUAACUUUUAUUCAACUGAGGUGUCAGUUUCUUCCACUGAAAAUGCUGUCAGUUCUGACCUCCGGGCAGGGGAUGUACCUGUUUUAUCUUUGAGUAAUAGCAGUGAGAAUGCCGCCUCUGUGAUCAGCUACAGUGGCUCUGCACCCUCGGUCAUUGUACACAGCAGCCAGUUUUCAUCGGUGAUCAUGCACAGCAAUGCCAUUGCUGCCAUGACCAGCAGCAACCACAGAGCCUUUUCAGACCCAGCUGUCAGUCAGUCCCUGAAAGAUGACAGUAAGCCCGAGCCAGAUAAAGUGGGUAGGUUUGCAAGCAGACCCAAAAGCAUUAAGGAGAAAAAGAAAACUACAUCACAUACCAGGGGAGAAAUACCGGAGGAGUCAAACUAUGUUGCUGAUCCUGGAGGAUCACUGAGCAAAACCACAAAUAUUGCUGAAGAAACCAGCAAAAUUGAAACCUACAUUGCAAAACCUGCUCUGCCGGGAACCUCCACAAAUAGUAAUGUUGCACCCCUUUGCCAAAUAACAGUGAAAAUUGGAAACGAAGCCAUUGUGAAAAGGCACAUUCUAGGAUCUAAAUUGUUUUAUAAAAGAGGGAGAAGACCCAAGUAUCAGAUGCAGGAGGAGCCUUUGCCACAGGGGAAUGACCCAGAACCCAGUGGAGACAGCCCACUCGGGCUUUGCCAAUCCGAGUGCAUGGAGAUGAGUGAAGUGUUCGAUGACGCAAGUGACCAGGAUUCCACUGACAAACCGUGGCGCCCUUACUACAACUACAAACCCAAAAAGAAAUCCAGACAGUUGAAAAAAAUGAGGAAAGUCAACUGGAGGAAGGAGCACGGAAACAGGAGCCCGAGCCAUAAAUGUAAAUACCCAGCAGAACUGGAUUGCGCCGUGGGGAAGGCUCCUCAGGAUAAACCCUUUGAGGAAGAAGAAACUAAAGAGAUGCCCAAGCUGCAGUGUGAACUCUGUGAUGGAGACAAAGCAGUGGGGGCUGGAAACCAAGGAAGGCCCCACCGACAUCUUACUUCUCGGCCAUAUGCCUGCGAGCUCUGCGCCAAGCAGUUCCAGAGCCCUUCCACACUCAAAAUGCACAUGAGAUGUCACACCGGGGAGAAGCCAUACCAGUGCAAGACCUGCGGACGGUGCUUUUCGGUGCAAGGAAACUUACAGAAACAUGAACGCAUCCACCUGGGCUUGAAGGAGUUCGUCUGUCAGUAUUGCAACAAGGCAUUCACCUUGAAUGAGACCCUCAAAAUCCAUGAAAGAAUCCAUACUGGAGAAAAGCGUUACCACUGUCAGUUCUGCUUUCAGAGAUUUUUGUAUCUCUCCACCAAAAGGAAUCACGAGCAGAGGCAUAUUCGGGAGCAUAAUGGGAAGGGCUAUGCCUGCUUCCAGUGCCCCAAAAUUUGCAAAACAGCUGCUGCCCUUGGAAUGCACCAAAAGAAACACUUAUUCAAAAGCCCAAGUCAGCAGGAGAAAAUAGGUGACGUGUGCCACGAAAACUCAAAUCCCUUGGAGAAUCAACAUUUCAUUGGUUCAGAAGACAAUGACCAAAAGGAUAACAUACAAACCGGUGUGGAAAAUGUUGUCCUUUGAGUGGCAAGAAUUAGAAAAAUCUUCAAAAAUAUAGUUGGUGGUUUUUUUAGUUAUGAUUUAAGUUUAGUUUCAUUUUGUCCAUGUGACAGUCAUGAAGGAGUGAAAUUAAAAAAAAAAAAAACUCAUUUGUGAAAAUUCCAGAAAAAGGAUCCUAAUAUCUACUUUGGGUUUUAGCAUUAACUUUAUGCAAAGUGCACAAAAACAAAAUAGCUGACUCCUCCAAUAUCCCAAGUUUCUUGUGAAAGUUAAUAAAAUUCUUAGCUGUGGUAUUUCUACCAGUGAAAAAAGGAGUUUAAUUUUAGCCUAGUUUAAAACUUUCUAAUAAUUGCUAAUAAGAACUGGCUGCUGAACUGUCUUUAGUCACUGGAGAAAAUAAGGGUCAGAUAUCCUGAAGAUGGCAUCUUCGUAAAUAUGUUACGUGGUAAUAAGCUGUGUGACGGUCUUUAUUCCCAUCUGGCUUCUGCACUAUUAAAAUUUGUUUAAAUUAAUGGAUACACAUGAAAUACUUAAACAAUAUAACUGAAAUUAUGUGCAUAAUGAGUAACCUAAAGUAGGACAUUCAUACAUUAUGUAGAACUACUUUUCUGCAACACAAACCUUGUAAAAUACAUAUAUAAAUCACUAUAACUUUUAACUGUCCAUAUCCCCUGUAGAGAAUUAUGAGGAGCAAUAGAUCUGCAAAUAAUGAGGACUGAUGUAAAAAUCAAUAGAAAGCAUUUUGAAUAUGAUUUAAGAGCAUGUGAAUGCUUUUAGAUGGAAUGCUGUUCCCUUGAAGUUAUGGCUGAGCUGUUCUUAGAACUGGUCUACUCAAUUCACAGAAAACAUAGGUCAUGCCUUAUCUAUGGGGGAACACCCUCCCAGAAUUUACCUGUGAUUACCUGUGCUGCAUAUUACUUUGCAAUGGCCUCAUCUCAGAGAAUGAAAGAGGGUCACAUUGUUCUGAAACUCUCUGCAGUCUUCCAACCACCACAAGGCCAUGGAUGUGGGGGUCUAUUCCAGACAGACUUAAGGGCUCAAGUGGAACCUGCCAUCUCCCAUUCCACUGAAGGACUGUCCAAGAGAUUUAGUGCAAGGUACACUGCAGUAGUGAAUUCCCAGGCACUUGAAAGUGACUGCCUAAUCCCUACAAUUACUAGCCUUGUUGGAGAUUAUGCAGCCCACAAGUACAGACUAGUAUAAAGCAAAAGGACAAAGGAACCCCCACCCUCCACCCCACCCAUUAAUGACUUGAGUGGGCAAGAAGAAGUGAUGGCCUUCCUUGCCUAAAACAGUAGCUUUGUUUUUAGGGGGUGGGAAGGUAGGAUGUGGAGUGACAUGGUUCUAUCCUUUACUUAUGAGACUCAGAAAUAUAUCUACAAAGCCAGAUGCUCUGUCUUCAUAUUUGCAGACAUCUAGACCCCUUGCUAAAAACCCACUGAAGUUUUUUUUUUAUGUUCUUUGACCCACACCAUCAACACUACCCUCAAAUCUAAUUGCCCUACAGCAUAUUCUAUCAUGUGGACUAGGUUCCUGGAAAGCCGGAACUCAUGAUUCUUUUUCAAACUGCCAGAAUAGAAGGGAGAGAGAAAACAUUUCUACCCUUUGAUCACCAGUGUGAACAGAAUCCGGAAUGCAGUUUCAGCGUGACCUGCAGUCAUUCAUGUUCAUUGGAUUUGACAGAUGGAAACCCAAGGUUAUCGAAGAUUGGAAGGUUAUCAUUGUGAAGAAGUAGCUCAAAGGACUCCGGUUUCUGUCUACAAGUGUGAUGUCUCCAUGAAGAAGACUUAGUAUGGAUUUGGGUGGGUAAGAAAGCAUUUAAACGCCCAGGAAAGGACAUGAUUAAAGUUGACCUUUUAAUACUGUAGUACCUUGCUGUUAAGUAACCCCACUAUUGUAUCUGCAUUUAUCUUUUGUUCAUCUACUUUCACUUACAUACAGUAUUAUAUAAGUAGAGAAAAAUGGGAAAAUGCAAGCAAAUUCAACUUUAUUUUAUACAUUGUAUAUAUGUACACCCUACACUAUUCAUUUGGGUUUUAUUAAAGAGAUAGUCACAAAGGGCUUACGAAAAUCAUUUUUGAAUUGAUAAUUAGAAUAUUGAAUAAGCAAUCCUAUGAUCCACUAAUUUGUUUUAUCAGUUAAUAAUAUUAAUCAAAGACAUUUACUGUAUAUUCUAGUCAUUUUGAUUUGAGUUAACCCCAAAUAUAAAAUUACCUGUAGUGAUGUCUCUCUCCCAGCCCUUAUAUGUGGAUAUUUUUUAAGUGGACUUGUAUGCUGAUAAUUCUAGACCAAAGUAAAUAUGGCAGAAUAUUUAUACAUGAAAAAAUAAUUUUGCAAAUAUUUUCUAUAAUUGUAUUCAUUUAAAAUGUUGAUAGCUUGUGUUAGUUUCAGGGAGGGGUGUAUAUUUUGAUAAAAAAAUACUUGACUUUGUAAUUCUGUAUAUUCUAUACAAUUUAUAGCAGAGCCGUUUUAAGACAGCCUUGUCACAUUUUUUUGUUAAUUGUGAAAAUUUUAUUGAGUGAUGUUUAAGUAUGCAUUGAGUACAUGACCAACUAGAAUUAAAGUAAGUGUAAACAGUGAACAUACUGUAUGCUGUACAAGAUAUAAUGUAACUUGCUGUUUUAGCAUCUGUAUUUUGGUUAGAAGAUAUUAUUAAAUGCAGAUGUUAAGGAUUGGAAAAGUCUAAUUUUAUUUUUAGAAAUAAUGGAUAUAAAUUUGUUUUUGCUUGAUUAAAAUAGCUUAUUCCUACAUUAAGUCUCUUUUUAAAUGUUUUCAUGUUAUUUCUUUUGUGCAGCUAUUUCAUCUGUGUGAGUCACAGCUUUGUUUCCACGUAUUAUUCAGUUUAUUUCUGUUUCCUUACUUGUUUACAUUCCGUGGUACCUACUUACAUGCUUAGGAGUCAAAUGGAUUAUGACAUUAGGAAAAAAGCAGAAUAAAAGAGAUUGAAGUCUUCUGAUGAUUGAGUGUUUUGGAUAGGCCUGAUCUUAUAAUGAUAAAUCAGAGAAUGAAAUGCUCUCCAGGAAGCAUUCUGCUCCACUCAUCCGUGGGAAACAAAUUACAUUUAUUGAGUACCAGGCACUGGGCAAUGUCUUUACAUAGGCUAUUUCAUUAACACACACGCACCAGAAUUCGACCUCAUUAUCCUCGUUUUAUAGUGACUUUGAGAAGGUCUCACAACCAGACAAAGCCAGGAUGCUAACCUAGGUCUGCCUGACUCCAAAGCCCAUGUUUUUGUUCCUUCUCAACACUGUAGAGAAAAAUCAUUUAUAGAAACUGAACAGAGUAUGAGGAAAGGAGAUAUGAUAAAGUAAUGCAGCUUUAGGAUGGCAGUUAGUGACUGCCCUGGAACAGGAUUAAAGGAGGCUGUGUCAGGUUCAGCUUCCCCUGAAUUGGGCUUCCCUUAUAUCUCAGGAGAUUGCCCUAUAAAAUCAGUAAAAUUUGUGCACUUUUUUAAGGAUAUGGAGUAAAAUUGUAAUAGCAUUAUAAGCUGGUAAUUUUCACACAAAGAAAAAAAUACGUUCCGUCGUCACAGACUCUACUCCUAAACUUAGCUAACUAACUAUCUUGCAAAUGCCUGCAGUUUGUCCCAGUGGGCAAUGUGAGAGGGGAUGUCGGUGGCUCAGGCAGCACAGUCCAUCACCAACACAGAGAAAAUUACUGCCAGGCCUACCGGUGGCUGGCCAGUAGCAUCAAUUUUGUAUUGGAAGGGCAAUCCAAACCAGAUUCACCAAAAAUUUGAUAACUGUUAUCUGCUAAAACUAACUUCAUUAUGUACAAGAACAACAGAUUUAAUAUUGAAAGCAUCUGUAACAAUUGGGAAAGUAAAAGCAUAAAACAAAA
Molecule: messenger RNA, 10756 nt
Organism: Homo sapiens (human)
Lineage: Eukaryota; Metazoa; Chordata; Mammalia; Primates; Hominidae
Gene: ZBTB38
Product: zinc finger and BTB domain containing 38
Exons: 9
Coding region: 3230-6940 (1236 amino acids)
Biological process (GO): regulation of DNA-templated transcription
Cellular component (GO): chromosome; nucleus
Molecular function (GO): methyl-CpG binding
Source: RefSeq, a predicted model, not a curated record